Messenger RNA from Armigeres subalbatus, 1321 nucleotides. RefSeq lists its product as uncharacterized. NCBI's taxonomy places the organism in Eukaryota, Metazoa, Arthropoda, Insecta, Diptera, Culicidae. The record is from RefSeq and is a predicted model, not a curated record. The transcript has 3 exons. Bases 78 to 629 code for a protein of 183 amino acids.
AUAAGUACCCGAGAUUUUGUGGCUAUCAAAUUACUCCAACGCGUGCUUCAAUUCAGAACAAUUUUUUUUCUGUGAACAUGAUUUCUAAUUCAUCAUCGAAAAUUGAUAAGGUCGCAACCGAAAAGCCAAAGUGCGAUAAAGCUGAAACAACGUCGUCAAAGAGCAAAGAACGUCCAUACAAACUGCGACACGUUCGGAGCUUCUCCCGCGAUUACCAACAGAUGAGUCACAUUCCGCUGUACUGCUAUUUAGGUCGGUUACAGUGCAAAGAUGACGACCGUUUCGCCAAACACAUGACGAAACACGGGCGCAUAUUUGGUUUCAUUCGUCAGGUUGAUGACUACAUUCUGGAGGAACCGAGUUUCGCCGUGCGUUUGGACUACCGUCCCGAUUACGCCAGAACGUUGGUGUACGUGCAGAACGUGUCACCUCAUUCGGUGUUGCGACUCAGCAGGGCCUACAUCCACCUGGCAGACGGUCACAUGAAGAUGCUGAUUGAAAGCGAGAUGCGCCUUUCUUGGGGUACGGUUUCAAAGUUUUGCUUCGACAGUUGCCUGCUGUCGGAGCUGGAUAGAAGCUACGGACUGAUAUUGGUUGGACUGGCGGACUCAAAGACAGAAAUAUUGUAACUUUACCACCUGCAAGUGACCGUGUUGAGUCAUUUCGUGAAAGAGCAGCUAAUUUUGAAGAAACCAACGAUUCAUUGUCCGCCGUUGAAUCAGUAUCCGGUACCGAUGGAAAAGAAGAUCAUAUACGAGAGUUUUCAAUGGUUCAACAAAUAUGUCGCAACAAAUCACGAGCAGCUGUCUGCUGUGCGAAAUAUCGUGAAUCGGACUUCGUUCCCUGUUCCGUACAUAUUAUUUGGACCACCCGGUACUGGAAAAACUUCAACUAUCGUAGAGGCAGUUUUACAAAUUUGGAAACUACAACCCAAAGCCAACGUUCUCGUAUCGGCAGCUUCAAAUUUCGCCUGUGAUGAAUUCACCACGCGCCUGCUGGAAUUCAUUCCCGUCACCGAUGUGUUCCGUUUCGUAUACUUCGUAUCGAUUUUGCUGAUAACGGAACAACACCAUCGUUCUCAAAGAGCAGUGGAGGUUUUGAGGAAGGUGGUGAGUAUCGUCGCGGCCCCGACUACGAAUAUCCGGAAGGCGGUGCAUCAUACGAGGAAAAUUCAUCGUACGGCUAUGGUGGAAGACCGUUCCGCGGCCGUGGAGGAUUCCGCGGACGUGGUGGUUUCCGUGGCGGUUUUCAUCGUGAUUUUUUCGUCGUUCGUGAACCAGGAAUCGAUAGAUCUCGCUCCCGUUCACCGAGGCGACGCAGU